AUGACUGAUUCGGGAGUAGAUACAAGUAAUGAGAGCAGCGAUAAUCCAAUAUUUGAUCACUCCCAGUGUAUUUUAGAAUUCAGUCCACCUGCUAUACCUAUAAAUCAAGCUGGCCAACCAAUGCCCGUCGAGUUCUUAAAUGAACCUCAUGAUCAUGUCGGCAAAAUUAAAUGUUCUACAAAAGCAAGACAUUGUAGAUUGAAAUAUAGAUAUGGAGGUACUAUUUGUUCAUCAAAAAACCAUAAACUUCGUUUUGCCGCUUCUACUAACAACACUGAGCUUGUAGAGAAAUUACUGUUAUCAGGGGCUGACCCAAAUUCAUCAGAUGAACAUAAAAGAAGCCCUCUUCACUUAGCUGCAUGUCGUGGCUAUGUUGAAGUUGUUCGGUCAUUAUUAAGACACGGCGCUAAUCCCAACAUUAAGGACACUCUGGGUAAUACACCAUUACAUCUUGCUGCUUGCACUAACCAUAUUCAAGUAGUCAUAGAACUUCUCGAUGCUGGCACUGAUGUUAGCUCACACGAUAAAAAUGGUCGAAACCCUAUACAGCUUGCACAGAGCAAGCUGAGGCUUAUUCAGAUGCGUCCAAGUGGAGCUGGGAGCUUUGAAGAGACAAAGCAACUAAUUGGUGAAAUAUGUUUAGUUGUCAAAAUGAUGUGUAAAUAUUUGCAAAUACAAAAGGCCGAUGCUGGAGAUUUGGAGUCUGUGCGUCUUAGACUAGAAAGAGUCAGUACUCGUGAACAAGUAGAUUCUGAAGUACAAAACUUACUUGAUAGUUUAGAUUCUCUGAAGUUGAGAUAA
This is a messenger RNA of Arctia plantaginis, 801 nucleotides long. NCBI's taxonomy places the organism in Eukaryota, Metazoa, Arthropoda, Insecta, Lepidoptera, Erebidae. The record is from the annotation of a GenBank genome assembly.